Molecule: messenger RNA, 2084 nt
Organism: Hemicordylus capensis (graceful crag lizard)
Lineage: Eukaryota; Metazoa; Chordata; Lepidosauria; Squamata; Cordylidae
Gene: METTL16
Product: methyltransferase 16, N6-methyladenosine
Exons: 10
Coding region: 154-1842 (562 amino acids)
Biological process (GO): rRNA base methylation
Cellular component (GO): nucleus
Molecular function (GO): 23S rRNA (adenine(1618)-N(6))-methyltransferase activity
Source: RefSeq, a predicted model, not a curated record
GUGACUCUAUUAAUUAUCAGACAUAUAUCUAUGGGAAGGUAACGUCUUUGAAGCCGGAAAUACGAUACGGGAGUCAUAGAGGAGCAAGGACGGGAUUGUAUCCGGGCGGGGAGCCCAUGCUCUGUACUGGAUUGCAGUCAUUCGCCCCACAGGAUGGCCCUUAACAAAUCGAUGCAUGCAAGAAACAGAUACAAGGACAAGCCGCCUGACUUUGCUUAUCUGGCAUCAAAGUACCCAGAAUUUAAGCAACACGUGCAGAUGAGUUUGUCGGGAAGAGUGAGUGUCAACUUCAAAGAUCCAGAAGCCGUGAGAGCCUUGACGUGCACGCUACUGAAAGAAGACUUUGGGCUUCAAAUUGACAUCCCCUUAGAAAGGCUUAUUCCAACGGUUCCCUUGAGACUGAACUAUAUCCACUGGGUUGAAGAUCUGAUUGCUCAGCAAAAUGCUGCUGCUGAAGGUUCUCCUGUUAUAUGGGGAAUAGACAUAGGUACAGGUGCAUCUUGUAUUUACCCAUUACUUGGGGCAACUUUGAAUGGAUGGUAUUUUAUUGCAACAGAAGUAGAUGAUGUGUGUUUCAGCUAUGCCAAGAAAAAUGUGGAGCAAAACAACUUAUCUGAUCUUAUAAAAGUGGUUAAAGUGCCACAAAAGACUCUCCUGUUGGAAGCCCUAGAAGAGGAGUCUGAAGUUAUUUAUGAUUUCUGCAUGUGCAACCCUCCCUUUUUUGCCAACCAGCUAGAAGCAAAGGGAGUAAAUUCCCGUAAUCCCAGAAGACCACCUCCCAGCUCAGUCAACACAGGAGGGAUCACUGAAAUCAUGGCUGAAGGGGGAGAGCUAGAAUUUGUCAAGAGAAUAAUUCAUGAUAGUCUGCAGCUUAAAAAAAGAUUGCGGUGGUACAGUUGCAUGCUGGGAAAGAAGUGUACAUUGGCACCACUAAAAGAGGAGCUUCGAAUCCAUGGAGUCCCUAAAGUUACACACACUGAAUUUUGUCAAGGUCGCACUAUGAGAUGGGCACUGGCUUGGAGCUUCUAUGAAAAUGUCAAAGUACCAUCACCUCCUUCUAAGAAAAGAAAACUAGAAAAAUCUCGGAAACCAAUUACAUUCCUCGUCUUGGCAUCUACAACCAAACUGCUAGCUAGUAAAGCUUCAUCUAUGGGAAUGAAUGCUGUCGAAGGGGUAGCAGUGGUUGCAACAUGGAUUAAAAAAAUCCUUAGUGAUCUGAAGGUAGAGCAUAAAUAUAUUCCCUGUGGAAAAGAUGAAGUCAGUUUGUUUCUAACAGCUUUGGAAAAUUCCUGGAUACACUUAAGAAGAAAGAAGAGGGAUAGAGUCAGACAACUACGAGAACUUCCUCGGGCAUCUAUAGACUUCCUGCAAACCACAGAAGAGAGAGAAAAUGACCAGAAACAUUCAAAUGAAACUAUGGAGUAUGAAGGAAACAUGAGUGGAGCCACCGAAAGAGGAUCCCUGCCACUUGAUCGAGACCAUGAGUCACUAGAGGCUGAUGGAUUAAAUAGUGUGGCUCCCGUUAAAGAGGAAAACCACCAAGGACAUACUGAAGAAAACACAAGAGCAGAGCAACCAGUAGUUAUUUCAGAUGGCUUUGAAGAAUCUGAUCAUGAAGAGGAGGAAUCCAGAGCCUUUGGCAUUGAUAACCAAUCUACUGCAACUGGACAGAGUGCCAACUCCUCUAGUGAAUGGUUCCUUUUCAAGUGUGUGUUAAUUGUGAAGAAAGAAGGGGAUGAUUCUCUAAUAGAAAUGCAUUGGGUUGAAGGACAGAACAGAGACUUAAUGAACCAGUUGUGCACCUACCUAAAGAACCAGCUUUUUCGCUUGGUCACAACUUAAGGGGACUGUGGUGUUUCUGUAAUCUUACUUGUGGUAAUAUCUUUAAUGACAGCAUUGCUGAGGUUUUAAAAAUGUGACCUGGGAUUUAUAAUGGCAUGUGGUGGUGGUGGUGGGGAAUCUUGUCAGAAUUUGAGUAUUUUAGAUGUUAACUAUGUACCAAAAAGCUGCAUUGUCUGCUUUUCAAUACCACACCUAUGGUGGAUUCUUCAUUCUAAUAAAUACUUAUGAAUUUUAGAUUACUA